AUGACGAUCUUGACAAACGAGGCCCUCGAACGUCGGCGCGCUCGGAAGCGCAAAAACACCCAGGCCUGGCGGCUCAAGGAGCACCAACUCAUGGAGUCGCUACGGCAGCAAGUGGAGGCGCUCGAGCGCCAGCUCCGAAAAGAUGCCGAAGUUCGAACAACAGACCUCGUGCCGCGUAGCAGCGAGCUCGAAGCGCUGCGCCAACAAGAGACUAUGCUCACCCAGCAAAACGCCAAGCUGCGCGAGGCGCUGGCACGACGGCAAGCGCUCUUCGCCCUCCCGACCCAACUCCCCCCGUUUCGGUUGGCCGACCCUCGGCUCUACGACAACGUGUUUCUUCUUCACCAAGUGGAAGCCACGCUCCAGUGCCUCUCCGAGACGGUGCCCCCCGCGCUUGCCCAUGCGCACCCCGAGAUGCUUCGCGGGUGGUCCACCAAGCACGCCUGCAACGGCGGUCUCGUGUACGUCGACGCCACGUGCAGCCUCGGGCCCGAUGCGUCGACCGAUAUGCAGUCGGCUUGCGAUGCGCACUGGGAAGUCUUCAACGACAAGGAGCUCUACUCGCAAAUGAAUGCCCAUGCGCUCGACUACAAGGUCAUCCACCGAGCGCAUGACGACAUGCUAGUCGCUUGCUCGACGAUCCUCUUUCCUGACAACGUGCUCGUCACGCGCUACAUGAUCCUCUACAAGAUACGAUUCCGUGAUGGCUUUCACUCGUGCUGCAUGAGUUUUGCACCCGACCUGAGCGAGAUAACGACGUGCACAUUGAUGAAGUAUGCAAUCGUGCAUGGCAGCGUCGUCGCCCAAGCCCUCUCGCGGAGCAGCGUGCCACGCCACCUCGAUUCAACCAUUCUAGUGCCCAGGAUGAUCGAGCAGCUCUCCAAGUGGCUCGACCAGAUAUCACCACGAGUCGACCACAACACUGAGUUCACCGUGGCUCUGUGACCAAAAAUGUACCUGGCGUUCAGGCCCU
Messenger RNA from Saprolegnia diclina VS20, 973 nucleotides. RefSeq lists its product as hypothetical. The transcript is spliced from 5 exons. The record is from RefSeq and is a predicted model, not a curated record. NCBI's taxonomy places the organism in Eukaryota, Oomycota, Saprolegniomycetes, Saprolegniales, Saprolegniaceae. Bases 1 to 945 code for a protein of 314 amino acids.